Molecule: messenger RNA, 1788 nt
Organism: Peronospora matthiolae
Lineage: Eukaryota; Oomycota; Peronosporomycetes; Peronosporales; Peronosporaceae
Source: the annotation of a GenBank genome assembly
AUGGACGCCUCCUCCCUCCGCAUCUCCAAGUUCGAUGGAACUAACUUCCACGCCUGGAAGUUCAAGAUGCAGAUGGUGCUGGAGGAACGGGACCUAUGGGAGGUCGUCAGCGGUGAGAUCAAGGCGGAACAGUGCGAGACUCAGUUGGACCAAGCGACGUACAAGAGGAAGUCAAGAAAGGCGAUGGCAGUGAUCUGUCUAGCCAUGGAAGAUUCCCAGCUACCGUUGGUCCGGUCGGCAAGUGGUGCAUGCGACGCAUGGUCAAGGUUGGAAGACCACUUCGAGAAGAAGAGUCUUGCCAACAAGCUGUUCUUGCGCCGUCGCUUCUUCACGACAAUGAUGGAAGAAGGCGACGAUGUGCUCGAACACAUCAACAAGCUCAAGACGCUGGCGGAACAGCUAGAAGCGGUGGGGGCUCCAGUCUGCGAGGACGAUCUGGUGAUCACACUCCUCGGCAGCCUGAGUGACUCGUAUCAAUUCUUGAUCACAGCUUUGGAGUCGCGCUCAGACACUCUUAGCUGGGAGCUCGUGACGUCUCGACUGCUUCAUGAAGAAAUGAAGCGGAAGGAGCAAGGAAGUAAAGGUGAUGAAGCUUCGCAAGGUCAAGCGUUCAUCACAAGGGACAAUCAGCGCAAAGGGCAACCAGUGAAGAAGUCCUGGCCGUGCCACAAUUGCGGAAAGAUUGGUCACUGGAUGGCGGAGUGCCCCUCGCGCAUCCAAGAAAACACGGAGAGACACCGGCCACAGCGUGCUCAAGACAGCGGCGACCGCUAUCGAUCACAACGUGCAAACGUCGCUCAAGAAGAAGACUCGGGCGACUACCUCUUUUCGAUCGGUGAAACGACAUCUGCGAAAUCGAGCGACAUCUGGCUGGUCGACUCCGGGGCGACGCAGCACAUGACGUGCUCCAAGAAGUUCAUGCGGAACUACAAGGGGUUUGACGCUGUGGAUGUCCAUCUCGCGGAUGAUGGAAUCGUCCAAGCAAUCGGCAGUGGGGACAUUGUCAUGUCGAUGAAGACACCCCAAGGGAUGAAGAAAGGUGUGCUCACAAACGUGUGGCACAUCCCAAAGUUAUCCAGAAACCUGUUCUCGGUCGGCCGCUUCACCAAGGAUGUCGGCCCAGUGACGUUCACGAAGGAUGGGUGCUAUGGAGAAGCGAAAGGGACCAAGUGGAAAAUUGGUGCCCGUGAAGUUAAAGGACUGUUCAAGCUGCAAAUGACUCCAGUGGCGCCGGAACAAGCAAAUGCAGCCAAGUCGUCGGGAUGUCAAGGGGGCACCAAGUCGUACCUCUGGCACCUUCGGCUUGGCCACAUAGGUCACGAUGGACUCAAUUGCAUCGUGACGAAGAACAUUGGAAUUGGCAUCGACAUAUCUUCGGUGAAGAAGUGGGACGUGUGUGAAGGCUGUGCUCUGGGAAAACAGACUCGAGUGCGCUUCCAAUCAAACACUACAGCUCGCACCUCCAAACUCCUCGGAGUGAUUCACAGCGACGUAUGCGGACCGAUGUCGAUGGCAACUUUCAGUGGAAAACGGUACUUCGUGACAUUCAUUGAUGACAAGUCAAGAUACUGUGUCGUCUAUCUGCUCAAGAGCAAAUCUGAAGUUGCGGCGAAUUUCAUGGAAUACGCUGCGAUGGCCGAAACGCAAACCGGAAAGCGCGUGAAGUACCUUCAAAGCGACAAUGGGGGUGAAUACAAGUCCGACAAGCUGGCACGAUUCUGCGCGGAACGGGGAAUACAACAAAGGUUCACACCCCCCAUAUACUCCUCAGCUAAACGGAGUAGCUGA